UGCAGCAUUGGCAGCAUUUCUUGUCGACGUGGGAAGGGAGAGAUUCGGACACAAACAAACGUCCACGGGUUUGAUGUUGGGCUACGUUACAGAUAGCUGUGACAUGUCAGGUGUAUUUAAUAGAUAACUCCAUGACAUUUGAAACAUGUGGCUCCAACCUGAUGAGAUUCUGCUGAAAAACGCGUUUAAAUUAUGGGUCACCGAGGAGGAUAACGAGUAUUUCGUACUGCAAAGGAGACGAGGUUAUGGAGAAGGUGGAGGCGGUUUGACAGGCCUCCUUGUGGGAACUCUGGAUACUGUGUUGGACUCCACAUCCAAAGUUGCUCCCUACCGCAUUCUACACCACACACCAGACUCACAAGUGUAUUGGACCAUAGCAUGUGGUGUCACCAAAGAGGAGAUUGUUCAGCACUGGGAUUGGCUGCAGCAGAACAUCAUGAGGACACUCUCUGUUUUUGACUCCAGCGAAGACAUUACCAGCUUUGUACAGGGCAAGAUUAGAGGUCUUAUCGCUGAGGAAGGGAAAUCAUCCCUGGUGCUGGAGGAAGAUCCGGAGAAGUUCCGAGAAGCACUUUUGAGGUUUGAGAAGUGGUUUGAGCUGCCACCGAAGGAAAAACUGGUCACAUAUUACUCAUGCAGCUACUGGAGAGGCAAAGUGCCCUGCCAAGGCUGGCUGUACCUCAGCACAAACUUCCUCUGCUUCUAUUCAUACCUGCUGGGAGCUGAGGUGAAACUGAUCAUCUCCUGGGAUGAGAUCUGGAGGCUGGAGAAAACCUCUAACGUUAUCCUGACUGAGAGCAUCCAUGUCUUGGCUCAUGGGGAGGAUCACUACUUCUCCAUGCUGAUGCACCUUAAUGAAACAUUUGUUAUCAUGGAACAGCUGGCUGACUACUCCAUCAAGCGCCUUUUUGAUAAAGAGGCCUUCCAGAGAGAGCCAGCGCUCUCCGACCCCAUGCAAAUUACCAAGAGAGGCCUCGAAGCGCAUGCAAAGAGUGAGCAGUUCCGGACGUUUUUCAGGCUUCCCAAAGAGGAGAACCUGUUAGAGGUGCAUGAGAGCUUCCUGUGGGUGCCCUUCAGCCAUUUUAACACACUUGGCAAGAUCUGUCUGUCUGAGAACUACCUGUGUUUCGCCAGCCAAGAUGGAAGCCAGUGCCAUGUCAUCAUUCCAAUGAGAGAGGUUAUUAAUGUUGAGAAGUCCGACUCCAGCAGCAGGGCUUUAACGGUGUGUGUGCGUGGCAAGAAGGCGCUGCGUUUCGCCGAGGUGCGGGACUACCAGCGUCUUGCCAACACGAUCCGUAGCAAGUGUGGGAUUAGUGCCAGCCCUCAGCACUCUGCAUCAUCAGAGGCCAUACGAGGCACAUGCCAGUCCCUCAUCAAUCACUUCGAGGACAACCCAGAGGACGUAACACUGAUGGUAGGACAGAAAGACAGCAGCAAGGCUGUAAGCACCGAGGCUCUCAUGACUGUUUUCCACCCCCAGGAUGUUGAAAACCUUGACCCCAAAAUGCUUAAAGAAAAGAUGAAGGAACAGUCUUGGAACAUCCAUUUUUCUGAAUAUGGACGUGGCACGAGUAUGUUCUUCACCAGGAAGACACGAGACCUGAUUGUUCGUGGUGUUCCUGAGGCCUUGAGAGGAGAGCUGUGGAUGCUUUUUUCAGGAGCUGUGAACGACAUGGCCACUCAUCCUGGCUAUUACACUGAUCUGGUUGAACAGUCUCUGGGCACGAGCACUUUGGCGACAGAUGAGAUCGAGAGAGACUUACACCGCUCUCUGCCAGAGCACCCUGCCUUUCAGAGUGACACAGGAAUCUCAGCUCUACGCAGAGUCCUCACUGCCUAUGCAUACAGGAACCCUAAAAUUGGCUAUUGCCAGGCCAUGAACAUUCUCACGUCAGUUCUGCUGCUCUACGCGAAAGAAGAGGAGGCUUUCUGGCUCUUAGUGGCUGUCUGUGAGAGGAUGCUGCCGGAUUACUUUAACCGCCGAAUUAUUGGUGCUUUGGUUGACCAGGCAGUGUUCGAGGACCUGAUUCGAGAAAACCUCCCCCAGCUGGUGGAGCACAUGACAGACCUGAGUUUCUUCUCGUCCGUGUCCUUGUCCUGGUUCCUCACUCUCUUCAUCAGUGUCCUGCCCAUAGAGAGCGCUGUGAACGUGGUGGACUGUUUUUUCUACGACGGCAUAAAAGCCAUUCUGCAGCUCGGCCUGGCAGUGCUGGACUACAACAUGGAGGCUCUGAUCAGUUGCCACGACGAUGCAGAGGCCGUCACCAUCCUCAACAAAUUCUUUGACAGUGUGACAAACAAAGACAGCCCGUUGCCUCCAACAGUGCAGCAAGCUUCAAUGAGCAAUAACGAUAAAGCAUCCCACUUUAACGUGGAUAUCAGUGAACUGAUCAAAGAGGCCUACGAGAAAUAUGGAAAUAUCCGUUCAGAGGAAGUCGAGAGUUCACGGAAAAGAAACAAACUGCAUGUGAUCCAGACACUGGAGGAUACAACCAAACAAAAUGUGAUCCGGGUGGUGACCCAAGAAGUCAGAUUCAGUGCCUCACAUCUUGACAGGCUUUAUAACUUGUUCAAAAGGCAGCAUUUCCUCUGCUGCUACUGGACAAUGAAGAGUCCAGCUCUGCUCCAUCAUGACCCCAGCCUGGCCUAUUUGGAGCAGUACCAGUUGGGUUUCCAACAGUUCAGCAUGCUCUUCUCCCUGCUGGAGCCCUGGGCUUUCUGCAACCCCAAGAGCACCCUCUCCCUCUGGAUCUUCCGCCUGAUAGAUGAGAACCAGGACGGCCUCGUCAACUUUAAAGAGUUCUGCUGUGCCCUUGAUACUUUGUACAGUGGAUCGUUCACAAAUAAGCUGAAAUUCCUCUUCAAGCUGCACCUGCCACCAGCUUUUACAGGUAGUCCUUUGCACAUAAAGGAACAAAGAAUCCAGCACUUUACUCCAGUGCCUGAAGACUCUUCUCACUUGACUAGACUCGCUGCAUUUGAUCUACCAGAAGAUGGUGUGAUAAGGAAAAGCCCUGAAAGAGGUAGAGGAAAAGUGGACCUGCAGGCCUACCUGAAACAAUGGCAAAACGAAAUACUUAAGAAAGAGGAAACCAUCAAGGACCUACCCCGAAUUAAUCAGACUCAGUUCAUCCAGUUCUCCAAGACCCUGUACAACAUUUUUCAUGGCGAUCCAGAGGAGGAGUCCCUGUACCAAGCCGUGGCCCACGUAACCAGCCUUCUCCUGAGGAUGGAAGAGGUGGGACGGAGGCUGCAUGAGUCGAGCAGCCCGCCCGAGUCCACAAAACCUGCCAACACUGCUGCUGCGGAGUCUUCAACCCAAGAAGCUUCUACUACCCCAGAGAACUCCGACACCUCCAGCUCCUUCAACAGUCAGGAUGCAGGGCCCGACCUCACAGAGCUGGAUUGGUCGUUUUCGUUUGAGCAGGUCUUGGCUUCUCUGCUCAACGAGCCGACCAUAGUCCGCUUCUUUGAAAGACCUGUCGACAUUCAGACUAAACUGGGACAAGCUAGGGUUGCCCAGCUGAAGCUAAAGGCAAAUAAGUGAAAGGAAACAUUAGUGAAUUGAUACUUUGCUUCUAAUUCAAACCCAGAAAUCACCAUGAAUUUCCUUUCUCCACUUGGAUAGGGCAGCAGUUUUUUUGCAAGGCAGACAGUGAAAUUACUGCUAAAGUGGUAUCAUAAAUGAAAAGGAGACAUCAGAUUUUAAAAUCUGGGGUUCAAUGUGUGUGUGUGUGUGUGUGUGUGUGUGUGUGUGUGUGUGUGUGUGGAUUCGAUGUUCAGGCAGAUGAUGAUCAGCAACGAUGGCUAAUGAAAUAAAUAACUUCACUUAAGUCACUUUAAGACACAAGCACUGUUGUUACAGUCCACUGACCAACACCUUCAGUGCAUUUUCAUGUCAGGCCUUGUUGCAUACUGUAAGCUGUCGUUCCUCAAAUCUGAUUAUGCAUUAGGGUUAUUCAUUCUCUUAUGUAGCCUCAGAUUUUUUGGAUUUUAUGGAAAUUGAGUUUGACACAUUUUUUUCCCUUUUAUGCCAUGGAGCACAUACAGUAUAGUUUUGUAUUGUGCAUGGGACAUACAGUACUGUCCCCUAUAUUUAGAAACAUGACCGAAGAGUUUGUCCUUCCGUCUGUCUCUGAUGUCAUGCUGAGGUUCAAAUCCAUAACAAAUGACUUUGACAAGGUCAGGAAGAUUCUCCCUCUGGAUAUCUUGAGAGAUUUUCUUUUUGCAGAUAACUAGUCACUGCGAUAGUGAAACAAACUGUAAAUGCUAAUGUGUCCCGUGACUUCAGUGUCUCCUGUUCUUAGGCAACAUUAGUGUUAUUCUGUAAAUGUCAAUUUAUUGUGAGAAAACACCAGCAUUCCAGUUGGAGACAGAAUAAACCGUAGUACAGUGAGUAAGGACAAGCAGUAGUGUUGUCCCUGAAAGCCAUACAUUGAUUUCAGAGAUUAUCUGAGUGAGGAUGUCAGAUACAUUUAAUUGAGAGCAUGGAAGAUUCAAUUAUGGUAUUAUACAUUUGCAAUAACACGCGAGAGGAUGCCGUACUGCCACACUCAUUUGUCUCGUUCCUCCAACAGCAGCACAUGCAGUAACAAUAUUUUAGCAUGACUUCCAAGUAUGUCAUACUGGAAACUAUGGUGUGUCAAGGUAAAAUAGCUUGAAUUUAUGGUGCUGCUGCAGGGAAAUCUUCUGCAUCCGCUUCAGAAAACGUGCUGUGUGUUAUCUUCAGAGUGUGAUUGGUUGAUGUACUGUUCGCUUAUGUCCGUCUUACUGUAUUUGUAGGAUGUUCUCUAGUAUAAGUGCAGCAUUUUGUACAUAAAGAUCAGUUUAAUAGUCAUUUAUUGUAUUAUGAGGUUUAAGAUAUGGAGCUUUUGAAGGACAUUUUGUUUUAUCAAAUCUCAGGGUGCAAUUUGUGUAAAAUAAGGAGAAAAGGGAUAUUUUAUUCAACCUGGGAUAUAUAAAGUAUAUUAUAUAUAGCUUACAAAUGUCUGUAACAUUAAAAUAUAGAGCAUGUGUAGCAUAGUUACAGGAUUCGCCACAUUAUGCUAGCUUUCAAUGAACAGCAACUAUUACUGCUUGCUACAGAAAGCCAGAUUUGACUUUCAGUAUUUCAGUUUCCUUUUUAUCUGUGCAGUUUCUGCUUCUUUUUGUUUUUGCUUCUAUCUCAGUGAGUCAUUUGCACAGUUGUUUAAGAUUCAUACUUUGUUAGAUAUGCCCGUAUCUCGGCCAGAUCUCAAAGGCGUGAGAUUCCAAAAGGUCAUGACUGUUGCAGCUGCAGCUUGUCAUCUCAAGGGGCCAUAUUCAUAGAGCUUUAUCUCUGCUUGUCUAGGGGGGAAAAGUGUUUUAGAAGCUGUUAAAGCGCAAGUGCAAUUCUGUGUCCUAUAUUUGUCUUUAUUUUGCCAUUUGCUGUUUCACUUAAGAUUUUAGGACCAAUCUGAAAUGUAUUUCAUUUUGUAAUUAUUGGGUUAAUUGAUAUAGAUUGUUUAAGUGAGUUCUACAUACUCUUUGAAAAUAAGCAUUUUGCAAACACCCAUUACUCAUUCAAACUGAAUAGACAAAUGUCUCACUGGUUACAUGACUAAUGUAAAAAAAAAAAAAAAAAAUAGAAUAUCAAAAAAUUAUGUGUUGUCACUGCUUAAAUCCAAAGCUCGAUCUGUGGUUUCAGGCUAAUACCUAAAGCCAUAAUGAGACAACUGAAGCGGCAGAGUUUCAACAGGAGAGCUCAGCAACCUUUCAAAACAGCAACUCUAUUUCCAUUAUUUAAAACAAUCAUCUCCGAUCAUGGUCUGACCAUUUCAGUAGGGGUGUUCCCCAGCAGUUUCAUGCUGCAUUUCUAACGUCUCUGAAUGUCAUGAAAUUAUUAUUAUUAAAUGCAAAUUACAACCUCUUGUAAUCUUUCUGUGAGGGUUCUGAGUUUUUCAUUUUAUUUUAUUGCUUAGUCUAUUUCUGACUAUUUAAUAAUAUCUUUGAGAUUAGAAAUUUUGGCUCCUAAUAAUUCAUUUGUUGGUCUUUAUAGAGAAAGACAUGUUGAAAAGUGGUUAAGACAAAACAAACCUUGUGAUGCCCACUAAUGUCCAAACUAUUUCUUUAGGCAUAGCUUUUGGAAAAAGGCCCCAUAAGAUGAUGUUUUCUAGCUCCAAAUAGCUAGUGGUUUCCACUUGGUAUGGAAAUAAAUGAAAGGAGAUACUUUGUCGGAACAGAGGAAGGAAAUCUUCAUCCCUCUGACAUGCUGUCAGAUUUGCCAUUAAGCAUCAGAGUGUAUACAGUAGGCAUGGAUACUUCUCCAGCUCCUGCAUCACUAUAUGAUUAAUCAAGUCCUUAGAUGUGCAAGUGUUGUCUACAGCUUUCAUAGGCUGUAGCUUUUGAUCAAAAGCUUGUUUUGCAAAAUAUGUGAAGCACAGAUAUUUCUGUAUACCUGCUUGAUUAUGAUUUAUUUAUUUUGUAUCUCGAUUCAAAGGUAUCAGAAUAAAGAGUGAUGAUUCUAUGAAUAAUA
Molecule: messenger RNA, 6493 nt
Organism: Sander lucioperca (pikeperch)
Lineage: Eukaryota; Metazoa; Chordata; Actinopteri; Perciformes; Percidae
Gene: tbc1d8b
Product: TBC1 domain family member 8B
Exons: 21
Coding region: 146-3547 (1133 amino acids)
Molecular function (GO): calcium ion binding
Source: RefSeq, a predicted model, not a curated record